CUCCGCCAAGUGCCGCAAGUGCCGUGUCAUCGAUUCUCGAUCAUCGUGUGUCACCGCCGCGCCGCCCGCUGUUUCGCCGUCCAAACCACAUCUAAAGCCUCUGCGCGCUGCGGCCGCCACCCUCUUUCUAAUCAGGCCGACUCCGGCCCCCCUCCCUUGCGAUGUACUCGACCCUCCAGCGCCUAAACCACUAUGGCUCGAUCUCGACGACCUUCGUCAUGGUCCUCCUCGGUCUGAUCAGCCUCGCGAGCUUCUUCACUCUCCCCGCUGUCGAGCCGGGCACCGUGAGCGUCAACGACCUGAUCGUCCGCCGCGGACGCGUCAACCGCUGGGGCGCGGCGCCCGAAGAGCUCGCGAGCCUGCGCUUCGACGUGCGCGCUGACGUCACGCCCCUCCUCAACAGCUACAACACCAAACAGCUCUUUCUGUACCUCACCGCCGCAUACGCCGACGACGUGAGUGGCGACACGCACGAAGUCGUCCUCUGGGACCGCAUCAUCACGCGCAGCGACAUCAAGGACUUCCGCACGACCGGCGACGCCGAGGCGCGCAAGAACCGCAGCCCGCGGCCCAGGAUUCGCAUGGACAACGUCAAGAAUAAGUACGCGUGGCGUAACCCGUCACGCUCGUUCAAAAACAUUCACGACGCAAACAUCACGCUUUCCUACCACCUGAUGCCGUACGUUGGACUGGUGACAUCCGGCGUCGCCGCAACGGCACAAGGCAAGGUCGAAAUUCCAGACCUUGCGACCAAGUAGUAGUUAGUGAGAUAUACACAUCAGUAGAGACUUCGCAGCACAAUCAUUCUGUAUGUAAACAGUCUGGAC
Messenger RNA from Cutaneotrichosporon oleaginosum, 827 nucleotides. RefSeq lists its product as uncharacterized. Gene Ontology annotation, cellular component: signal peptidase complex; membrane. The record is from RefSeq and is a predicted model, not a curated record. NCBI's taxonomy places the organism in Eukaryota, Fungi, Basidiomycota, Tremellomycetes, Trichosporonales, Trichosporonaceae. Gene Ontology annotation, biological process: protein targeting to ER.